Pundamilia nyererei is the source of this 1495-nucleotide messenger RNA. It is a transcript of the gene dusp2, whose product is annotated as dual specificity phosphatase 2. NCBI's taxonomy places the organism in Eukaryota, Metazoa, Chordata, Actinopteri, Cichliformes, Cichlidae. Bases 183 to 1127 code for a protein of 314 amino acids. Gene Ontology annotation, cellular component: nucleus; cytoplasm. The record is from RefSeq and is a predicted model, not a curated record. Gene Ontology annotation, biological process: endoderm formation; negative regulation of MAPK cascade; protein dephosphorylation. The transcript has 4 exons. Gene Ontology annotation, molecular function: MAP kinase tyrosine/serine/threonine phosphatase activity.
CGGCCUGCAGGAGAGUUCAACAAGAACUCACAAUAUUAAGUCUUUUACUUUGAAAAAUUUUUUGCAUCUAAAAUUGAUACAACUUAUAUAUUAUAAUUUUAGGGAUUUUCUUUUUACCUGUCUAAACUGACUAUUUUGUACAAUUUAUUAUUUUUAACUUAACUUUCAACUACUUUUCAACAAUGAAUCCAAUCAACGAACCUUUGGAAAUAACUGGCAACGAGUUGGUUCACAUACUUAGGACUCCCCGGGAACAGUACACCUCUGCAGGGUGCGUGGUGCUGGACUGCAGACCGUUUCUCGACUUUUCCUUGGCCCACAUCUGCGAGUCCCGAAACGUGAACUGGAACGCCAUGCUGCGUCGUAGAUCCAAGAGUUCAGUGGUGGCUCUGGAGUGGCUCAUUCCGGACAAGACGCUCAGGGCCCGGCUCCAGAGUGGGGAGUUCUCCCCAGUGGUGGUGGUGGAUGAGAGAAGCAGCUCCAUGGCCGAGUUGAAGGCGGAGAGCGUGUCCCAGAUGCUGCUCACCGCCCUGCAAAACGAAGUUCACACGCAGAUCUGCUUUCUGCAAGGUGGAUUUGGGGCAUUUUCUGAGGCCUAUCCGGAGCUUUGCUACACUUCAACCAUCAAUCACUGCGCAGUGGAGCCAGAGCCAAAAGUGACAGGCCGGAGGACACCCGCGUAUGAUCAGGAUGGUCCCGUGGAGCUGCUACCUUUCUUGUUUUUGGGCAGUGCCAUCCACUCAUCCCGCAGAGAGACUCUGGCUGCAGCCGGCAUCACAGCUGUGCUCAACGUGUCCUCCACCUGUCCCAACUUCUAUGAAGGGGAGUUUCAGUACCUGCGACUCACUGUGGAGGACACACUGGCUGCAGACAUCAGAGCCUGCUUUUCUGCCGCAAUUGCAUUCAUUGACUCGGUGAAGCAGAGCGGUGGAAGGGUGCUGGUGCACUGUCAGGCAGGUAUAUCCCGCUCAGCCACCAUCUGUCUGGCCUACCUCAUGCACACUCAACGUGUCCGGCUGGACGAGGCGUUCGACUUCGUCAAGCAGCGGCGUCACGUCAUCUCGCCAAACCUGGCUUUCAUGGGACAGCUGCUGCAGUUUGAGACUGAUGUUCUGUGUCAGGGAUAAAGGCACAAAUCCAUCUGUGAAAUGUAACUGACUCUCCUGCCUCUUGGCAUAUUGCGCUGGACUCGCUGCACUACCAGGACUCAAACCACAUGCAUAAAUGUGUUGUUGGUACUGUUGAAAAGUUCACUUUGUACAUUCAGAGGAAAGCUAAAUGUGUUGCUGGCAUCACAUGGUUGCAGUCAUAUUUUGAAAAUGCUAUAUUUUAGCAAUGUAAACCACAGUGUCAUGGAAACAUUAUGAAAAACUGUGAUUCUGAGCCAGCUAGCUGGAACAGCUAUGAGGUAAUUUCCCUGACGUUAUACUUGAGUGGAGUUGUGCCUGCCUGUUUGGUUUGUGUGUGUGUGUGUGUGUGUGUGUGUGUGUGUGUG